UUCAGUAUUCAUAAGCAAACCGCCGGGUCCUCAAGACUCAGUUUCAAACUGAUGAAAAGACACCACUGCACGGGACUUCUGUCAGGCCUUUGAAACUUUGCGUCAAAUUGUGGGCUGAGUGGCUGAGUGGCUGACCUAGAUGACGAAGAUCUGACUGACUAGCACUAACACCGUGAUCCGAACCCUCAAAAACACUGAUCGAUCGUACACGGCCUGCCGUAUAUCAGACAUGGCCGACUCUCUGCGAUACAUUCGGAACUGUGAUGAACUGAACCGUAGAAACUUUGGACUCAAGUACAGUCAACCUGAUCUAUUCUACAAGUCACAGUGGCCAAUACCUCCUGUCGUGUAUCUGUUGUUCAGGUGGGCGACAGCCUCGUACCUUGCUGGAGUGAAAAUCUACACAGCCACGUUCUGGCACUAUGGCCUUCAUUUCAUCUUUCUCACAAACUGGACCUACUUGGUGCUGAGUGUCAGCUUUGUUUUCAGGGCAGUUACCUCGACAGUUUUCUACGUGCGGAGUAAAAAACUGGAUCAUACAGGGGAGAUAACUCAAGCGUCACAUCACAUUUUCUCCUGGCGCACUUCCUAUGCUCAGUGGAUUCUGUAUAACGUAUCGACGACGGCAUCUUUACUCGUUACGAUAGCUUUUUGGAUCGCCAUAUACCACGGAGAACCCAUACAGUUUGUAAAUUUUAACGUUCACGCGAUAAACUCCGUGAUCGUGCUCUUGGACCUCGCUAUUACAGCUCACCCGGUACGGCUGUAUCACGUGUACCAGCCUGUCCUGUACGUCCUUGUGUACGGCCUGUUUUAUAUCAUAUACUGGGCUGCCGGCGGGGUCGAUCCUCACGGAAACCACUAUAUAUACAAAGUUCUUGACUGGGGUAGAAAUCCCGGAUCGGCGGCUGGCUUGUCAUUCGGUCUGGUUUGUCUCGCUGUCCCUCUCAUCCACCUGUUUGUGUUUGGCCUGUACAAGUUGCGCUUGUACAUCCACCAAAGAGUUUACCGGCCAUCAACACAUACUAUACUACCCUCAAAAUCAUCUGAAGUUCAGCUAGAGGUUCAUGAUGUAUAAAUUAUGAAUAUGGUGUUCGCCU
Messenger RNA from Liolophura sinensis, 1100 nucleotides. RefSeq names its product protein rolling stone-like. The record is from RefSeq and is a predicted model, not a curated record. Gene Ontology annotation, cellular component: membrane. The transcript has 4 exons. The coding region runs from base 230 to 1078 and encodes 282 amino acids. NCBI's taxonomy places the organism in Eukaryota, Metazoa, Mollusca, Polyplacophora, Chitonida, Chitonidae.